This is a messenger RNA of Penaeus chinensis, 1485 nucleotides long. RefSeq lists its product as uncharacterized. NCBI's taxonomy places the organism in Eukaryota, Metazoa, Arthropoda, Malacostraca, Decapoda, Penaeidae. The transcript is spliced from 3 exons. Bases 185 to 793 code for a protein of 202 amino acids. The record is from RefSeq and is a predicted model, not a curated record.
GGCAAGAAGACAUCCAUCAACAAGAAUAGCAAAAAUAAGAGAAAGGGGGAAGAAGACCUGCACAAUAAGAUAACCACGAAAGCGCCGUCCGGACAACCAGGCAGGGGAACCACCUGACGAACCCACGACCUCCAGACCCUCCAGGGAACCUUCUGGAAGCACUUGCACGCCCUCCUCCGUCAGGAUGGGAGCCGAGGCAGACCCCAAUGCCAAGAAGGCAACGCCCGAGGAGCCCAAGAAGGGGUCGUUCAUCUCCAAGAAGCUGGUGAGGAUCGUGACGGUGAUAGCCUACGUCUCCGCAGUGUCCGGGGCAGGAUUCUUGCUCUCGAUCUACUACAUAUUCCUGUGGGACCCUCAGAUCAGGGGCGUGCGGCCCCCGGGAUACCUGCAGAGCGGAGAGAUGAUCGGCAUGCCCCAGGCGAGAGUGGCGUCCGUACCCGAAGCCUUGAAGGGAGGCGUGCCCAUCCCGUUCCCGCACAAGAUGUCUAAGGAGUUCAUGGAUGCCUACUACAGGAACGCCACCGAGGAGAGAGGCGAGGGCCAGGCAGCUGACGUGGUGAACCAGUCGACGUCGAAGGUUCCAGACCUCGCCGCCGAGCACGCAGCCAACAGCGGACACAACCCCCCCAUUAGCACUGCGGGGGUCAACUACCAUGGUCAAGACGACAGUUCCUUGCAGAAAAGUAACGCGGAACAGCUUCCAGCGAGGCCGCAGCAAGACCACCGCGAGCCACAACACCGCCGAGCACAGCACCACGAGCAGCGAGGACCUCCGCUCACCGCCAACGCCUGAGGCUGAAUCAGACGAGUCUUCGGACGCAACAGACACAAACACAAACAUUCUGAGAAGACUCACUUUCCCGCGAACCAUGCUACCUUGAAGCUCUCUUGUUUUCACGACCCAAACUGCCUUCCAGACCUCUUUCUUCCCCUACGACCCGAACUAUCUUCAAGCCCUCUUCGCCACGACUCAGACUACCCUUAAACUAUACUUUUCCACAACUUAAAGUACCUUCAAACGACAUAAUGCAAUCACGGGGAACGACCGCUUGGGCAGGAGCAGGAGAUUUCGUCAGUUGGCAGUUUGUCGACUUCCAAUGGCAUUUAUUGUGUAAAGAUCGACGUUGGAUUAGUACGGAAAGCUUUCAGAUCUUUCUCUCUUUUGUACUUUGUAUAGAUACCCAUUCGAAUACAAAUCCCCCUUUUUGAGAGAUGUAUAUAUCCCAGAGAGCAAUUUGAAAGCGUAUCCUAGGUGGUAAAUGCUCUAGACCCGUUGAAUACCUAGUAUAAUGUGUCCAUCUGCGAGAUACUGAGAACUGAGAGAAAAAAAUGAGAUAGCGUUUUGAGAAAGAUGGGAAUCGAGCAUAAUUGUUGCCAGUUAGUGCAAAGCAGGUCUUACAAUAUAUAUAUAAAUAUUUAAAACACAUGUAUAGAAUAUAUUCCUUCGUUAUGUUUACUGUUGGUUGAAUAAAAUAUGUCUAUGUA